AUGGAGCCCGAGCUCGACCCUGCUGCUGUGGAGGUUCCCGCCGGGCGCGUGCUCUGUGCCCGGGAGCUCCUCGCUGCCCGCUCGCGGUCCCAGAAGCUGCCUCAGCGCUCGCAUGGGCCCAAGGACUUCCUCCCCGACGGCUCGGCCGCGCAGGCCGAGCGGCUGCGCCGGUGCCGCGAGGAGCUCUGGCAGCUGCUGGCGGAGGAGCGCGUGGAGCGCCUGGGCAGUUUGGUGGCUGCCGAGUGGAGGCCGGAAGAGGGCUCCGUGGAACUGAAGUCUCCUGCGGGUAAAUUCUGGCAGACCAUGGGCUUCUCAGAGCAGGGCCGGCAGCGACUUCACCCCGAAGAGGCCUUAUAUCUGCUGGAGUGUGGCUCCAUCCAGCUUUUCCACCAAGAUCUGCCACUGUCUAUUCAGGAGGCCUACCAGCUACUGCUGAGUGAGGACACUAUGACUUUCCUGCAGUACCAGGUAUCUGCCACCCUCUCCCAGGGGAGCGACCAUCCAUCCACUGAGUCAGUGAGGAUUUAUAAGUACCCAUGAGGUGCUAGACACAGAGCUAUGUGCUGGAACUACAAGACAGCCAAGGGCUCUGCUCUCGUGGUGCCUGCAUGCUAGUGGUGGCAAUUGGGAAUAAGUGAGCAAGCAACUGAAUGACUGACUUCACAGAACUGAGGGCUGGGAAGAAGACAAAGCAGGGGAGGGGCACAAGGCUAGAGACAUAAAUGUGGACAUCAUGAACGCGUGGAUGGCUGUCAAACCACAGGGCUGUACGGGAACGUGGCCAGAACAGAGGGCUGGGUCUGAGACCUGGAGCAUUCCAGUGUGAGGAGGUCAGGGGGAAGAUAAGGAACCAGAAACAGACCGAGAAGUGUCUGACAACGUAGGAAAAAAACCAGGAGAGGUGGUAUCACAGAAGCCAAAAGAAGGAGAAAUGAUUUUGGCUAUGUUGAAGGCUGCUGAGAGAUCAAGCAGGAUGGGGUCAGUCCUGCGUACAUCUCUCUGACAUGGGUAUUAGAACACAAGGAUGGACAUGUGGUUCUUUACCAAAGACCAGUCCUACCCUACCCCUGUCUGUGGAGGUGUAGGGUGGAGUGGUAGGGAUGGGGGUGUGCUAUCACCUUUGGCCACUUCCUUGUUCACACUGUGGUCAGGAGCUUUGCUCCGGACAGCUUUUCUUUUUAAAGAUUUUAUUUAUUUAUUUGACAGAGAGAGACACAGCGAAAGAGGGAAUACAAGC
Leptonychotes weddellii (Weddell seal) is the source of this 1237-nucleotide messenger RNA. The record is from RefSeq and is a predicted model, not a curated record. NCBI's taxonomy places the organism in Eukaryota, Metazoa, Chordata, Mammalia, Carnivora, Phocidae.